AUCAAGUUGAUUAGUUGAUUUAAUCAAACUUUGAGUUGGAAUCUGAAUUGUGUUUGUUUGAUUUUUUCAUUCUGUAUUCAAAUCAAUAAUUAACUUUUACAAUCAGUUGUGUCUACACAAUGACAAUCAACGAUUAACAAUCAGUCAAUAGUUAACUAAUUAAUCAGUUUCUGUAAUCAAGUGAUGAUCAAGUCAAAAUUAACAUUGGACUUUGAAAAUAAUGUUAUCAGUGAUUGUGGUUUUGUUAAUUAUACCAUUGGUCAUGGAAGCUCAACAAUUAAGUACAAAUUAUUACAGAGAUCAGUUAGAUGGAAACGGAUUAUCAAAUCAGUGGAUAUCCCAAUCUCAUCCUCAUCCUCAUCCUCAUCAUCUUAUAUCAUCAGCAAAUCCAUCAACAAUACCAUCAUCACAAUUAGUAUCACCAUCAUUUCAUCAACAACAAUCAUUGGCUGAAUCACAAUUAUCAUCAUCACCAUCAGCAUCUUCAUCAUUUUCCCAAGAUCAAUUUCAAGGUGAACAGUUAAGCCCUUACAAUGAUGAUCCAUCCGUUAAUCCUUUCAUAAGCAAUGAUGUUUAUCUUAAUCAAAAGCCGAUGAUUAUUGAUAAUAAUCUUAACUCUGCAACUUCACUCUCACAACCACAAGUUAAUCAGCAGCUUCCAAUUCAAUCACCUUCGCCUUUAUCUUCACUUUCACCUUUAAUCCAAACACCAAUUCAAAGGCGACUCUUUAAUCCAAUAAAUCGGAUUAUAUUAACCCUUUUGGGCCCACGUUUAAUGAGAUACCAAAUGGAUAUGGUUGUUCAAGCGGUCAUGUCGGAAGUGAUCAGGAAAAUGAUUGGUCCAGUUUUAACGGCAAUAGCUGGACGAUUUGUUGACCCGAAUGGUCAGCAAAAUGGUCAACACAAUCAACUCAAUCCAAAUUCACUCACAUUAUCAGCAGCCUUGAAUAGCCUCGGGGCUGGUAAUGGUGGUGGGGCAGGAGGUGGAGGUGGUGUUGGUAUAAAUAAUGGACAACAACAACAACAACACUCAAUCCCUCAAAUCACCUUGGUACCCAAUCAAUUGCCUAAUGGACAAAUUCAGCUAAUUAUUAAACCAGGAGGAGGGUCAGCAAUUGAUUCAUUGCAACAACAGCAACAAUUAACUAAUUUACAGCAAUUAACUCAAAGCUUAAUCAUGCCGGUAACACCAACACCACCACCAACAUCAUCACCACUCAAUCAACCUCAACUUUACUCUUCGGCUCAACUUCAAGCUACACUUAAUCAGCAAAUUGCCCAACAAUUAGCUGGUAAACUUCCGGAACAAUUAAUUCCCCAAGUAUCUCAACAGAUUCAAGCUCAACUUCAGGAUAAAUUACCCAACAUACAUUUACAAGUUCAACAACAAUUAUCAUCUCAACUUGCUAAUUUACAGCAACAAUUAGGUGUCCAUCAUCAACAACAAACCUUACCAAUGACCGCAGCUCAACUGGCACCGCCUACAACAAACUCACCAGCAUCUUUAGCAUCACUUUCAACCGGAACCUCAUCAAUUCCCCUUCCGCCUUUAUCUUCAUCCUCAUCCCAACCUCCACCUCCCUCUACCAUUCAAUCAUCAUCUCCAACAUCAUCUUCCUCAAAUGGUAUACAAACUAUUCUGGUUCAACCCAUGUCUGGCUCUGGAUUAACUGGAUCACCAAUUUAUGGUUCAAUUAAUCCGCAAUCAUCUCGAGCAAUUGGAUUAGACUCACCUAGCGACUCAUUUAAUUACAAUCUUGUCAACAGCAAUAAUCAAAAAUCAAUUGAAAAUAUGAUUGGUUCUUAUUAUGUAAAAUUAAAUUCACCAACAUCAGCAAACCAGCAACAACAAUCAAUGGUUAACAAUCAACAAUAUUAUUCACAAUCAAACAAUUAUGGACAAACUGAUUUAACUAAUUCUGGACAAUUAAUGGCUCAUCAUCAUCAUCAAAAUCAAUUGAACCUACAAUCACCUAAUAAUCAACAACAACAGCAACAAUUCAAAGUUAUCCUUAAUCCAGUUGACCAAAGUGAUUCAAAUUUACCUGAAGAUGGACAAUCAAACCCAACAAUUAACCAACAACAUUUUCAUCACCAUCAACAACAACCAAAUACAUUUUACUCAACCAACAAUCAGCAAAUGACAUUAACACCUCAAGGAGGCUCAAUUAAAUCAACAGUCGAUGAUAAUAAUAACAAUCAAGAAAUUAAUAAUGUUAAUCCAAUAUCUACCUUAGUUAAUACUGAAUCAACUAAUUUGGAUGAAAAUAAUAACAAUUUAACCACAUUAUCAGCUGAUAUUAACCAAUAUAAUAACAUAAGAAAUAUAAUUCAACAGAAUGAACAAAAUCAGAUUAAUUCAAAUUCAAAUUCAGAGUCAGAAUCAAAUUCAUCUAAUGAAUCUAAAGCUUCAAAUGAUGGGACAAUUUCAUCAACUAAAGUAACUGAAAAUUCAUCAUCUUCAUCUCCAUCACAAUUGGAAUCAGAAUCACCAAAUCAACCAGAAUCAACUCAAGAAACUCAGGUUCCAAUAACCUCAUAUUCCCAUGGUUCAGGGUAUAAGGUUUCACGUUACCCUCCAAUCCCAGAGACUCGGUAUCAAUCAAUUACAGAUGAAAAUGUUAACAACAACAAUAACAAUUUAUCACCUGAAAAUCAGUAUCAACAAUCAACUGACACCAAAUCAGAAUCAGAAUCGGAAACGGAAACACAAAAAGAUGAAUCAAAUGUAAAUGAAAAUGAUUCAAUACCUAAUCCAUUAGGAAGACAAUCAACUAAUAAUAAUAAUCAAGAAUCCCAAGUAACUACAGGAAAUAUUGAUGAAAAAGAUAAUCAUCUGAAUAACAAUGAGAUAAAUGAUGAUAAUGAUACAGAGGAAACUGUUAAUCAUGAUGAUUUACCUGAACAUUUGAAACACAUGAGAUCAAUGAGUCGAGAUAAUUUGAUCAAUAAUUUCGAGACUAAUCAAAGGCUAGUUAAUCAAUUAAAGAAUAAAGUUAAUUCUGGAUUAACGGAAAUAGAGGAAGCAGAAAGAGCGAUCCGUUGGAACACAGUUCUCAAGAAUUUGGAUAAAUAUAAUGGGAUUAAAAGAUUAUCUUAGAAAGCGAGAUUAUCUUAUCGAAGAUUCUGAAACUUUAAUCAACUUUCCAUUGGAAUAAUUUACUAAUCACUUCUCAAAGAAUAUCCCACUUUUAAUCUCCAAUCAAUUGACAUUCUUAAUUUAAACUCUGUAAUUUUGUAAUCCCUUUUAUCCUCCAAUUAAUUAAAUUAACACACUUGAUUAGAACUUUUUUUUAUUCGAAAUGAAAAAGUUCCAAUUGACAUGAUUACCGUUAAGUGGCGCCAAUGAUUUCACCUUAA
Messenger RNA from Panonychus citri (citrus red mite), 3360 nucleotides. RefSeq lists its product as uncharacterized. Lineage: Eukaryota; Metazoa; Arthropoda; Arachnida; Trombidiformes; Tetranychidae. The transcript has 4 exons. The record is from RefSeq and is a predicted model, not a curated record. The coding region runs from base 221 to 3100 and encodes 959 amino acids.